UCAAAUAUAAUUUGCAUUUGAAUGUGUUAGUAAAUGUUACUCUUUUAGUGAAAGAUCAUAGUUAUAACAUCAUGUAGAGAUAUAAAAUUCCAAGAAAAAGGCAAUAAAUCGAAGAACCACGUCGGAGUAACGAAAACUCCAACCACAAUUGAUUGGAUUAAUUAUUAUCUAUUUUUGAUUUCAAAAUGGAAGAUUUAGAAUUGGGAAAUCUAAGUGAUGGUACAGGAACAAAAAAUUAUAAAAGAAUCAAAAAGACCAUUAAGAGAAAAGGUGGUCUUUUUACUGGAAACUCAAAAAAUAUAUUUAAAAGGCCGAGUGGAACUGAAAAUGGUUUAAGUGAAUUUGAGAAACUUCUUAUAUCAGCUGAAGAAGAUAAUUCUGCCAUUAUUUGUGCUGUUUUGAGAGAAUAUGAAAAUGAAGAAUUCUGGGUCCAAAAAGUGAAAUUAGAGACAAUCAUGCAGCAUUAUGUUAACACAGCAAAUUGGAAGUUGAUUAAUUUUCUAACACUUUUAAUGUUCAACUGGAGCGACCAAAGCGGGAAGCCAAGAGAUUAUUAUUUGGUGAAAAAAUUUGAAACUUAUGAAGAAGUUGCUAAAGGAAUGGAAACAUUAUUUGAUAAGUUUUUUGACAUUCUAGAUGAUGAAAAUUGUCGCUUAUAUCAUCAUAUAUGCAUAAAAAUUAUUUAUCAUUAUUUUGACGAAAUCAACAACAUUUUUGAUCCUUAUAUGACCGAUUAUCCAGCAAACUCUGUUUUAAAUGACACAUACAUGAGUAAGCUGAUACAAAAAGCUAUGAAUAUUAAGAAUUAUGAAUAUAAAAAUCAUGUCGUUAAGAUUCUAUUGACAUUUUUGAGGAACACUAAAGAUGAAGAUUUUUCAAUUUUAAAAGAUGAAAUCAUUGACUUUUUUAGCUAUGAUCUUAAGUUUGAUUCAAUAUGCAAAAUAUCAUACAGAGAAAUCGUUCAAUAUCUUGACGAUAAAUUCUUUAGAUUGAUUUUUCUUUUAAAAGAAAAUUAUGUUGUAAAAUUUAGAAUAGAAUUUCACAAGUUUAUAAAAUCACACAAGGAACUCUUGGGUGAAUAUUGGAGAAAUGCAAUGAAAUUAAAUGCACAGCUCCUAUUUCAUGUUGCGAGAAAUCAAGGACUUGUUGACACACAGGAAUACAUACUGAUUUCAACAGCUAUAUUUGAACUAAAACAUUCAAUUGCAUCAAGCUUGCUAGAAUUUGCAGAGUUCCAGAUUGUAUAUGCAGAGCCACUAAAAAAGCAUGAAGAGAAGCUAUUGGAUGAACUGGUUGACUUUGUCGAAAAUGAUUUGAUUAUUAAUAUUGAUGAUUAUGAAGUCUACGCAAACAUAAGAGGAUUUGAGAGACUCUUUGUCAACACUCCAACAAUCAGGAAGCUUUUAUUUGGCAGAAGAACCCUAGACAGUGAAAGUCUUUUUGAAGUAAUUUUAACAAAAAAUAAGACAAGCAUGUAUGAAAAAUCAGAUAAUACCUACGUCCUUGAUCACAUCUGGAAUGAGUUUCAUUUAUGGGAUACGCCAGAAAUUUUAACUAUUAGAAACCCGAUUGGAAAGUCAUUAUUGGAUUAUGUAUUAGAAACAGAAAAUGAUUAUCACUUGAUUUUCUUCUUAAUGCCAAAGUCAUCUGAUUAUAUCAAAACAAUUCAAAAACCAUGUCAAUUUAUGAUGUUGAAAAAUGCACUCUAUUAUGAUUGUAAUAGGAGUCAUAAUGACAGAUCGCUUGUUGAAUACCACCUGAAUUUAAUUGAUAAAAAUAACCGUUCAGAUCCCCAUAAUAUACAGAACAUAUUUUAUCUUUUCGAAGAGAUGAGCUUAUUUAAUUCAGAACAAAAUAAUCAAAAUACUUACAUAAGAAAGCUAUUUGAAGCAGUAACCAGCGAAGAGUCAGAGAAAUUUGAUGGAAAAAAUGAAUUAAAAUUACCAAGAAAACAUUUUCUUAUUGGUAUAAUGAUGGUUUAUUGGGUUCGCGAAGCUCAACUCUAUUCCAUAGUUUUCAAGUUAGAGAAAAAACAGGAAUCAGAAGGUCUUGAUCAUGGAUAUUUAUUCUUCAAAUUACUCUACAAUAUUAUAAAUGGUAAAGAAAAUGAUUUUCACAAUGAUUUUGCAACAGAAAUAGAAAAACUUGAAUCGUGCUUUAAAUACAUUUACGAGCUUGAAAGUACAUACGAUACAAAACAUCAAAAGGAUGACAGUGAGAAUAUUUUCCAUUUUUAUGAGAAAUAUUCAACAAAUUUCUUCUUUGUUCUACUUUAUGCUGCAAUCAAAUCAAAUCGGAAAAGUAUAAUCGAACAUAUAUUCAAAUAUGACAACUUUUUGAUCACUGUGCCAACGUUUCCAUCAAAUAUGGUAGCAACUGAUGUUCAUCAUUUUACAACAUUAAAGUUUCUUGAAAAUAAAUAUGAAAUUGGAAGAGCUGAUAUCCCCAAAAGCUGGAUUACAAGAGAUGUGCUAGAAAAAUUCUUAAAUUCGAGAAUUGCUUCAUUUGGUGGAUUUUAUAAAGUUGAUUGUAGAUUUAUGCUACCUUACUAUAACCACGAUAUUAAUAUCAAGUCUUCAAAUGAAGUAAACGAAGAUUUGCUCCUUAAUGAGGACUAUGAUACAAUGGAAUACAUUACAAGUGAUCACGAAUUGAAGCCACUUGUUACACAUCCAGUCAUGGAAAUGAUAAUCAAAGUGAAAAUCCACAAAUACAAUCGUAUAUUGCUUUGGAACCAAAUUACAUUUAUUGCACUUUACAUUCUUCCAACUUUACUAUUGACUUAUUUUAAUCAUUCACCGGUUCAACAAAAUUAUAUUUUAAAAACCUUUUUAAAUCUUAUAAGAAUCCCAUUUGUCGCAUGCAGAGAAUACUUCCAAUAUAAGUUUGUGUUUCGCGACGAUUAUUUGAAAGAAACAUCAAGUUACUUUGAACUUGGUUUGAUCUUAUUACCAAUAUUACUUUUUAUUCCAACCACUGUUCACUACUUUUAUGCUCACAACAUUGCGCUCCAAUUUAUUACAAUUUUUGAAGUCAUUAACAUUUCUUUAAUGAUUGGAGCAACUUGUUUUCUAUUUUCAAACAUGAAAUUCUCGAUUUAUAUGAAAUGUUUCCGAAAAAUCUUUGGAACUUAUGUGAGCAUUUUUGUAAAUUUCUUUCCCCUAUUUCUUGGAUUUUUGGCAUUAUCAUUUAUAAUUUUAAAUCAAACAAUAUAUUCAAUACUUCCUCGCGAAUCAUGGGAAUAUAUUAGUAUGUAUGCUGGUGAAUUGGCAUUUGAUAACAAUAGAAUUAAUGGAUUCAUACAAGGAGUGUUCUUGACAUUAAUAAUCAUUCUGGUCAUCAACAAAUUUAAUCUUGUACUCUCGAUAGCUAUUAAUGAUAUAAAUGUAUUGAUGCAUCAGUCAAAAGAAGUAAGUCUAAUCUACAAUGCACAAAAAUAUGUUCAGUUUGCUAAAAGGAUCAGAAUAUUCCACGCCAUUACAGAAUACAAGGAAAAUAAGAGUUUUUCUGAAAAGCUCAUGUACAAGCUAAUCAAGUUAAUAAUUCGAGAAUAUCCAUUUAUACAUCGUAUUCAAACCUUAUAUAUUGACAAACAGACUAAGAACGUAUAUGUUGAUGCCGAACGAUCAGUCUUUGAAUCCAAUGACAGCAUAUCUAAAAGACUUGGAUCGAAGAAAAAUAUGUUUCAAAAUUGGUUUCAAAGCUUCAAAUUGGAUGUGGAAACAAUGGAUGCGAUUAAGAAAAUUGUUAAUUCGUUUUUGCUUAAAGUCAGUAAAGACAGUGGGGCCCAAAGGUAAUGUAAAACUAUACAUUUUUAUUUACCAAAAGUCCUGUUUCACCUUCAUGCGGUGGGUCCUGUUAAUUCACUGAUCAGUGAAAACUACCGAAACGGAAUUUUGAGAUAAAUCGAAAAUAAAGAUUGCGAAGUCCUGGAAAAAAAUGACACUCGUUAAUUAACAGAGAUUAAUAGAACAGUGAAGGUGAACCAGUUUUUUUGCGAUUUUAAGCCCAAAGUUCGAAAACAAUUUUCUCAUGCAAGGACAUUUAACAAUCAAACUUUAAACUUACAAUAAGGAACCUUUAUCUUAUUUAAACGCUUUUUUUCAAUUCUCUUCGCUAUUAAAUUUGACUUCAGGGUUUUUUUUGCGCAA
Molecule: messenger RNA, 4151 nt
Organism: Chironomus riparius
Lineage: Eukaryota; Metazoa; Arthropoda; Insecta; Diptera; Chironomidae
Source: the annotation of a GenBank genome assembly